Larimichthys crocea (large yellow croaker) is the source of this 6416-nucleotide messenger RNA. RefSeq names its product capping protein regulator and myosin 1 linker 1 (gene carmil1). The record is from RefSeq and is a predicted model, not a curated record. Gene Ontology annotation, molecular function: protein binding. Gene Ontology annotation, cellular component: plasma membrane; lamellipodium. The transcript has 38 exons. Gene Ontology annotation, biological process: cell migration; regulation of Arp2/3 complex-mediated actin nucleation. The coding region runs from base 315 to 4667 and encodes 1450 amino acids. NCBI's taxonomy places the organism in Eukaryota, Metazoa, Chordata, Actinopteri, Sciaenidae.
CACACACACCGUCUGUCCUCCCUCUCGGAUCUUUUUAACACUUCACCUCCAACCAGUGUAAUGCAGAACUAACGCGCACGCGUGUGUGUGCGUGUGUGUGUGUGCGCAGGUAUGCAGGCAUGGACACACACACUUAGGUAACCAGGGUGUCGACAGGUGACGUUAAGCAGCGUUCAGUGAAGAAAACGGGACUCCACCUCCGGUCGCUUCCUCCGGUCCGAGGCAGACAGACAGCGGCUCUCUGUGCUCGGGUUUACCCGCGUCUCCUCUCCACGCCACCGGACUCCACGCUGGAGUUUACCUCGGCAGAAGACAUGGAGGAAAAAACGGAUAUUCCCAACGAACUGUUCGAGAGUGUGCGGGAGGCGGUGGGUCGGAGGGUGAAGCUGACCCUGAGGCGCAAAGUCCAGCUGGAGGUCAAAGGUGACAAGGUGGAGAACAGAGUGCUGGCCUUGGCAUCACAUCGAGCCUAUCUGCUGACAUCACGGGUCCCUUCUAAGGUCGAACACUCCUUCAACUACUUGGAUAUCCAGGGAAUCAGCAGCAACAAGCCCACUCAGUUGGUGUUGGAGUGUGAGCGCGGUCCAUGGAACCUCCGGCUGGGCUCGGUGGAGGAAGUGGACGAGGUGAUCGCUCACAUCGGCAGAUGUCUGCACCGGAUCUGUCCCGCCAGCUCACCUGUGAAGGUGAUGAGGAAGUUGAGUCUGAAGCCUCCAGAGAGGACGGCGGCUCUGCAGGCCGUCUGGGACGAACAGGGCCCGGUGGAUCUGGGACCCUGCGGCGGCUUUUCUCAUCAGUACUUCUGUGUGUGUGAUCACCUGGGUCUGCCGUACAGAGAGGAGGUCCAAUGGGAUGUGGACACCAUCUAUCUCACCCAGGACACCAGAGAGCUCAACCUGCAGGACUUCAUCCACCUGGAGAACAGGGAUCUGGUGGCGAUCAUCGCAGCUCUGGAGCACAACCAGUGGUUCACGAAACUGUCCACCAAAGACUGCAAACUGUCGACAGACGUGUGUGACCAGAUCCUCAGAGUGGUGGCUCGGUCCAGCCGGCUGGAAGAACUGGUGCUGGACAACGCUGCGCUGAAAAGUGAUUUUGCUCAGAAACUGGCCGGCGCUCUGUCACACAACCCCGCCUCCACGCUACACACACUCAACCUGAGCAACAACUCACUGGAGGACAAAGGUGUUUCUGCUCUGAGUGCUCAACUCGCCAAACUGCCCAUGGGACUGAAGCACCUGAACCUCUCCAGGACCUCCAUGUCUCCGAAAGGUGUGAACAGCCUCUGUCAGGCUCUCUGUGCCAACCCGGCCGUCGCCUCGGCGCUCACACACCUCGACCUGUCGGGAAACUCGCUCAGAGGCGACGACCUGCAGAACCUGCACAACUUCCUGAGUCACCCGAACUGUCUGGAGACUUUGGACCUGUCCAACAGUGACUGCGCUCUGGAGCAGGUGUGUGUGUCUCUGCUCAGAGGAUGUCUGAAGCAUCUUUCCGUCCUCAACAUGUCAAAGACGGUCUUCUCUCACAGGAAGUGUAAAGAAAUCCCGUCGUCCUUCAAGCAGUUCUUCAGCAGCGCUCAGGCUCUGAGCUCGGUCAGUCUGUCGGGAACCAGACUGCCAGUGGAGGCUCUGAAAGCUUUGUUGUUGGGACUCGGCUGCAACCCGAAACUCAGUGACGUGUCUCUGGAUCUGAGCUGCUGUGAGCUGCGGUCAGGAGGCUCUCAGAUCCUGGAGGGCUGCGUCGCUGAGAUUCCCAACAUCUCCAGUUUGGAUAUUUCUGACAACGGUCUGGACAUAGAUCUGACCACCCUGCUGGUCUGGCUGGCCAAGAACCGCUCCAUCCGACACCUUUCACUGGGCAAAAACUUCAACAACAUCAAGUCCAAGAAUGUGGCUCAGGUCCUGGACAACCUGGUUCACAUGAUCCAGGAAGAGGAUUCACCGCUGAUCUCGCUGUCAUUGGCCGAUUCCAAGCUGAAGGCCGACCUCUCCAUCGUCCUCAACGCUCUGGGCAGCAACACUUCUCUGACCAAACUGGACAUCAGCGGUAACGCCAUGGGAGACAUGGGCGCUAAGAUGCUGGCCAAAGCGCUGCAGAUCAACACCAAACUCAGGACGAUAGUGUGGGACAGAAACAACGUCAGCCCUCAGGGUCUGCAGGACGUCGCUGCUGCUUUGGAGAAGAACUACACCAUCCGGUUCAUGCCUGUUCCCAUCAUGGAUGCUGCUCAGGCGCUGAAGGCGAGCCCGGAGAAGACGGAAGACGCCUUACUAAAGAUGGAGCAGUACCUGCUGAGGAACCACGAGACACGUAGAUACCUCCAGGAGCAGGCGUACAGGCUGCAGCAGGGGAUAGUCACCACCACCACGCAACAGAUGAUGGACAUGAUGUGCGUGAAGGUGCAGGACCACCUGAACUCUCUGAAGUUCACAGAGACCAACUUGGUCCAGGAGGACAUGAAGGUGGCAGAGAACCUCAUGAAAGACGCCAGGAACUCCAAGACGCUGCUCCCCAACCUGUACCACCUGAAGAGUGGAGGCUCCAAAGGACCAUGUGUCGGAGCCAUUCAGGACAAACUGGAGUCGAUGGCUGGAGAAGUGGCCAGAGUGAUGGACGAGCAGCUGCAGACCAUGCUGGUGUCCAUGGUGGACGCCGCUGAGGGUCUGUGUCCUCAUGUGAUGAAGAGGAGCAGCCUUCGCCAGGAGCUGCUGAAGGCCGGAGCCGGCAGGAUGAGCGUCCCUCGCAGCUUCAUCACCACCACGCUGCUGGAGCAGUCCGGGGUCGACAUCAUCAACAAGAUCAGUGAAGUGAAGCUGAGCAUGGCAUCGUUUCUGUCGGAUCGCAUCGUGGAUGAAAUCCUGGAGUCUCUGUCCAGAUCGCAGCACACUCUGGCCGACCAUCUGAUCAGGAAGCCUCAGCCUCUGCUGCGUCAGGAGCCCCACCUGGAGACAGAGGUUCUGGAUGAGGUGGUCCUGCAGCCAGAGAACAACAACCAGGCCCGGAAACAAAGCCGUGACGGGGAUCAGAAACGUGGACUGGAAGAUAUGGACACAUGCAUGAUGACUCCUAAAUCCAAGAGGAAGAGCAUUCUGGUCCGGAUGCUGCGGCCCGUCUCUGUGGCGUUUGAGAUGGAGUUUGACCUGGACAAGGCUCUGGAGGAGGUUCCGAUCCAUGUUGAGGACCCCCCUCUGCCUCCUCCUCCUCCUCCUGCUGCUGCUUCACCGUCAUUGGACAGAAUGUCUGUCUAUGGUGACCUCCCUCCUCCUCCUACUCCACUGGAUGCAAAGUCCGUCUGUUUGGGCGAGCUGCUGCCUGUGGAGCACGUGACGCUGGAGCAUCGCACCAAAUUCCGCCCAAAACCCAAGAAGAGGACGAAACCCAGCCGACCGUCUCGGGAGACCACCAGCAGCAGCUCGCCGCCACAAGAGGCCGAGCAGAGCAGCACCAUGGGAAAGCUGGACGAGGGCCUCGAGGACUUCUUCUCCAAGAAAGUCAUUAAACUCAGCUUCAAACUUCCCUCUGUGAAAGCUUCGUCUUCCAGCGUGCAGGAAACAUCUGACAAGAAACGUGAAUCCAGGAAGAGCGGUUUCUUUAAUCUCAUCAAAUCCAGGACGUCCCGUUCAGAGAAAAGCCAUGGAGCUGCCUCCAUCACUCCACCCAACCCCGCCUCCUCUACCGCUGCUCCACCCUCUUCUUCUGUUAGCCCAGUGAGUGAGGAACCUAUGCCCACACCCCCCACUCCGCCUGCGAAAAACCCAGUCGCUGUGGCGGAGCCCCAUCAGGAGCUCCACAGGGCUCAAUCAUCGGACCACGUGGAGUCUGAGAUGGAGACCUCUCCACCUGCUGCCGAACCUGCUGAGGAGGAGAAGGAGGAGGAGAAAGAGGAGGAGGAGAGUGUGGAGAAGAAGGAGAACCCCCAUAUCCUCCGCCAUAUCGGAGUUCCUGUGAUGGGAAUGGACCUGCUGGCUGAGAUGAAGGCCAGGCAGGAGAGAAUGGCUGUAAAGAAGUCGGAGUCACAGUCCAUGCUGGACAAGGUGGACGGAGACAAAGACGUUCAUCCCGUCGUCCCAGCAGACGCUGAUGAAUCCAAACCAGAGCCAGCUCCCAGGUCAAAACCACCCAGCGUCACCCCUAAACCGCCCCCACCCCAGGCCAUGAAACCCCCUCGCACCUCUGGGCCCCUCAGUCCAACCAGUCCAACCAGUCCAACCAGUCCUGGGCCGAGCAGCACCUACACCCUCGACGAGCCGGCUGAGGCUCCAGCAGGAAGCCCGUCUCCCAAAGGACCACUUCCUGCUCCUCGCCUGAAGAGGGCGCCGUCAGAGCAGGAGAGAGAGAGCACGAGCAGCAACCCUGCAGAGUCCCCUCUGUCUCCGCAGGACGUUGAGUUUCCUGCUGACGGCGAUGCGUUCGAGGCACCGGGGGCAGCGGUUGAACCCGGCGUCGGUGGCAGACAGUGGUCGUCUCUGAAGAGUUCGACCGGUCCUCCUGAUGCGAGGGAAGAGGACCGAGAGCGAACCAAGUCCCUCCCUGCAUACGUGAGUCCUCCAUCUUUGGCAGACGCUGAUCUCAGUCCAGCUGAGGAGGAGAGUUCGUCUCCGGCUGCCGAGCUCAAGUCUGACAACAAAUCAGACGACGAGUCCGACGACACUCCUUCAGUCUGAAACCAACGAGAUGUUUCCAGCUCGACUGUCACACAAACAAACUUCAGUCACACCAACAGUCAAAAGCAGAGACAGUUUUUUUUUUUUACCACAUCCUGGUGAGGGGAGCGGAGGGGACACGUGUCUCGCUGUUAUCAGUGUAACCGCCUGACCCGGGAUCAGAUGGACGCCAAAACAGCUCCAUUACGUCUCUGUAAACAGCUCUAAUAGGACCAUAAAGAGCAGAGCAGAUGGGCUUUAUCUGGAGACAGUCUGCAGUUGCUUAGAUAACCAGGUCCAGCUGUAAAGAGCUCCGUUAGACCAGCGCACUGAGGAGAACGGGUCGGACUGUCUAAGUGGCUCCAGACUGACGCAGUUUGCUUUGACUGUGUUUCUGUUCAAACUGCCCACAGGUUCUUUAAUUAGCAGCGUUCGCUAAAGAGAAAUCCUGCAACUUCCUAGAAACCAACGAGAGUUCACGCUCUCAGCUGCUAGAGUCCAAAUGUAACGAUGCUGAACUGCAUCGACUGUACGUAAAACACAGAUAUUAUUAUUCUGAGUUUCACAGGUUAAGGAUAAUGUUGUUGAUAUUGUUAGUCAGGGUUUCACAGGGUUUAUGUGUAACGUUCUUCUGAGGGUUUUCUGCAGCUUUCAGCUCCAUCUCAUGGUCUUCAUCCGCAGACAUUUGCUCAGUUAUCAAACACAUGCAUACAUGCAGUAUUUCUCCAAACAAAGCCAGCUGCGAUGUGGCGGUGAAGUGACGACAACUGACCAAUCUGUGGAUGAAGAGUGUGACAUGCGGUGGAAAGCUCUGGAAAAAAAAAGCCAGUAAGUGAAGAUUAUUUAGUCCAAAUCAAAACUGAACUUUCACUUCAACACAUUUCAGUUUCAGUUUCACAGACAUUUCUUACACUGUAAAAAAAUAUAUUUUAUCUUAUAUAUUUUGUUUCUCUGAUUUUCUGACAUUUUGUUGAGUGUCUGUACAGAUCCUGUUCUCGCCUUUUAUUUGUUUUAAUCAAAUCAGUUUUUAAGGACAUUAAUAGAAAUAUAACUCAGUAAAAUUGAGAUUUUUGACAGUGUAGAUUCUGAGUCUGCUGAGUUAAAGCUGCGUUCAUGUCACGAUUAACAGUUUCUGACUUUAAAUUACAGUUCGUGUCAACAUCUAAAUCCACGGAACGACUUGAAAAGUCAUUUUCUGAAGGUCCGAUAUGUCGAGUCGGAGCCUUUAGUGCAAAAAUACGUCGACUCAAAGUGAACGGACGGAGGUAGAGUUGAUGAGUUACAUUAAAAAUUCUUUAUUAGACAAAAAAGAGGUGAAAUUCUAUCUGUUAAAAAUAAUAAACUAGUUUCCUUUCGUCCCCUGAGAGACGAUCAGUCAUCGAUGUUUCAUAUUUAACUCAGCUGCUGUGUCCUCACCAUCACGCCUUCUAACACACUGAUGUCAUGUUAAGCAUGUACUGCUGCACUUACUGAUGUAUCAAUGUGAAUAUGUAAAUAUGUACUAACACUCCUGUGAGUUUAUAAAAGACAUGGGCUUCAGUCAGAUAUUGUACUCUGAGCAGAAAUAAAUCUGAUUCAUUAUGAAUGAAACGUUCCAUUUCUGAUACACGGUGAUGGUUUUUCAUUUUUAUUGGGAAAUAUUUUUGGCAUUUCUUUUUUUUUUAAAUAAAUAAACAGUUAAUGUGUUUUAUUGUUUUUAUGAAAUGUGACAUGAAGCUGUCAGAUAUUUCUGUAUUCGUAUGUUUAUACCAAUAAAUACUGUUUACUGUU